AAAUAAACUGCAACCAAACUAAAUAUGCCAAAAAGGGAAAAAUUUGAGAUUUUUAUGGAAAAAUAUGGCAAAAAUUGAGAAUCGAUUGAAGUUGUCAGACAAGUUCUUGCAGAACAAAAGGACUUUUCCUUCGUAAACAUCUUCAGACGACUCAAUAAGAUCAACAAAGAUGGGUUUAUAACUGAACAAGAAAUAAGUUCAUACCUUGAGGAGACAGGUAUCAGAAAUUCACAAGAGAUUGUUGAGUUCUUUGUCAAGUCAUUUGACCAUGACGAUGACGGGAGGAUCUCCUUUCAAGAUCUGCUUCUUUCAAUGAUUCCUCAGAAAUAGCCUUAAAAUUUAUAAAGAAAGCAUCAAAAAAGACAAGGGGAGCUUUAAGGUUAAUAGCCAAGAAGAUCCACCUAAAGAAGUUUUAUAUGAAAGUUAUCUGGACUCAAACGAUGACCCAACACAAGAGGUGCUAGAGCUCUGGCCAAGGCUCUCUACUGUCCCUAACACUGAACAGAAAGUUUACAUAACCAAUUUGGCUACAGGGCUCGAAUUUGCUCUGAAAUAAAUAUUUUGAAGCUUAUCUGGGUCUUUAUUCAUCAAUUUUUAUGGCUAGAAUGUACUUCGCAGAAAAUAUAGAAGACCAGAACAACAGUAUAGAUGAGCCGAAUGCUGGCAUCAACCUGACCGAGACCUUAAUCAAGAUCCUGGCUUGAAAAGGACUAGAAGCGUAUCUCACAAAAUCUCGAAGAAGGAGGUACCUCUACGACAGGCAAAUGUUGAUCAGCAUCUUUAGAGGCCUUGAUAAGGAUAUGGAUGGCAAAAUCUCAGUGCUUGACUUCCUAAAAUCCUUGUCCAAGAAUUAUACAGAAGAGAACCUAAAUAUUCAAAUUGCAUCAAGAUUUCUGGAUAACCUUCCUCAAAGCGAGCUCACAGGCAAAAGGAUAACAUUCGACUCUAUAAUUAGCAAGAAAAUUCAGAAAAGGAAGAAAUCUAGAAACCCUAAAACCUCUUCAAGACUGGCUCGGGAGAGGCUGAUCCAGGCCAACCUGAGAGCUUCUAGCGCAGAUCAAAGAUACAGGACACCCAAGAAGAGAGCAGUCCGGAAGUUCUCUGUAGAGCAUGCACUCACUUGGAAGCAACUAGUAGAUUCAGGCAACGAGAUUGCGCUUGUCUAUAUAGAUAAUCCAACCAAUGCUAGCUCCAGGAGAGAGACUCCAUUCAAGUCUGAUCGAAAGAGGCAUUUUAAGAGUGCCAAGGUUGAAAAUAAGUACCACCAAAGAGUCCUCGACCCUAAUAUUUACAAGUUUAAAUAAGCGGAAGAUGUUCUGGCCUCUCAAUUACCAUCACCAGAGCAAAGGAAAGUUACUAAAGAGUUUCAAGCAGCACCUGGAUGCUUACAUGCACACAUUCUCGCUUCGCAAGAAUGUUUUGGAUAAGUCUACUCAGGAGAAACCCCAUGAUAUCUUGACUAUCACUCCUGAAAUUCCAGAAUCUGCACAACAAGAUGUCCUUGAAAGCAGAUUUAGCAUGGUCUUAGCGAAAAUUAUAGAGUUCGAGGAACGUCUAGAGAUACAGAAACAGGAGCUAGCUAAGGAAGAGAGCACUGAACUAAAUGAUAUCCGGAAUAGCAUCUUUAUGAACAUGGGCAGAGAUUACUUCACAGUUGAUGAUCUGGUGAAUGCACUGGAGACACUUGAUUUUGACCCAGAAAUCUGUACUCUAGAGAUAGCCCAAAUCCUGCUGAUUAAAUUCUCUUCUAUCAAAGACAAGAGAGAUUUUGGCACCAAAAUUACUGAGAAGUCAUUAGAAUACAUCAUGAACUCUGAAGAACUAGCCAUCAUGUUUUUGCCACGAGAUGAGUCCUUCCAAGAACUUGUGCUUCAGCGGGAGUCCAAAAUAGCAGACAUAAAGGAUAAGAAGCAUAUGGAUGAUUCUGAAAAGAAACAGCUGAAAGCUAUUAAAAUGAGCAUCGGUGGCUACCUCUCCUGGAUUAUUGAUGGACUAAUAACCAUCAAGGAGCUGAUAGAUGAGUUUAUCCACUUCUGUAAUGAAAGUGAAAGUGAUUUGCAUAAUUUCAUCAACAAAACAUUUGACAUUAGUAUCCUUAAGAGCGAGACUUACAUCCCUCUGCAUGGCCUAGUUGAUUUCUUGGAGAAAAGGAAAGCCAAAAUAAUCAACGGCACUCAAGCUAAGGACUCUAAUCCUUACAAGGCCAUGAGCCUGAUCGACAGUUUCUUAAAGUUAGACUCUUGGGACCCUCAGAUUAAUAGCUAUUAUGCCAAAGCUGUCAGAUUCAUUGAUGAAAUUUUGGCUUAUAACAACGCUAUAUUGUAACCGACUGGAAGUCGAUCAGAAUAAUCCAUUUUCUUCAGAUUCAAGCUAGAUAUUACAAAUACC
Molecule: messenger RNA, 2388 nt
Organism: Moneuplotes crassus
Lineage: Eukaryota; Ciliophora; Spirotrichea; Euplotida; Euplotidae
Source: the annotation of a GenBank genome assembly